Messenger RNA from Prorocentrum cordatum, 504 nucleotides. Lineage: Eukaryota; Dinophyceae; Prorocentrales; Prorocentraceae. The record is from the annotation of a GenBank genome assembly.
AUGUCAAUGCAAUGUCUCGUGGGCCUAUCUUCCGUGCUCCUUCGCUUUCGGCUCGGGGGGGGUCAGCUUUGCUUUGCUUCUGCUUCCGCCCUGGUUGCAGGCAGGGCGCCAGAGCACUUUUGCACACACGCUCGUGCACGGCCGUCCCUCCUCGAGAGCGCGGCCGCUCCCGCAGGACAGAUGGUCGAUAACACACCGUGGUUCGUGUUCAUGAACCGCGACGACGACGCACGGGGCCAGCCAGCCAGCAACGCGGGGAUGGUGGAGGGCCUGCGGCGUUCCCGCGCGCUGCAGAGCCAGGAGUGCACCGACGCCUUCCUGGCCGUCGACCGCCGGCACUUCUGGACGGAGGGCGCCGGGGAGCGGGAAUUCGUGUACGCCGACACGCCGCUGCGGAGCGGAAAGCUUCAUCUCUCCGCGCCGCACAUCUACGCCAAGGUGCUUUGGAAUGCCUGCGGCAGCAAAUUUGCUCGCACUCGUCACCAUCACAUCGUUGGAAGUUAG